AUGAACCAGAUACGCAAAUGGGGUUGCCACUUCGACGGUCGCGACCCUCUGUCGUUCUUGGAGCGCGUAACGGAAUUACAAGAAGAAUAUCAGUACACCGACAGCCAGAUGAAGGCCGGACUGCCAGAAUUAUUGAAGGGGGAUGCCCUGGCAUGGUAUCGAAAUGAGCGAGAGGCCUGGGAAACAUGGGCCGACUUUACCAGCGCCCUGCGACGACACUAUCUGCCACGGCGAUACCAAGCCAAACUGAUGCGCGAAAUACAAGAGCGACGACAACAACCUAACGAGGCAUACGCCAAAUACGCGACCGUCCUGCUUACGAUGAUGCGGCGCGCCGGGGGUUUUACCCAGGCAGAAAAGGUAGACCGCCUAUACGAGAACCUGCAGGCGGAAUACAAAUUAUACGUGCGCAUGAGCGACGGACCUUGCCGACCUGGUCGACCAGGCUGCCGAAUUCGAAGAUAUCUCCAGGGCCCGGGAGAGUGA
Solenopsis invicta (red fire ant) is the source of this 486-nucleotide messenger RNA. RefSeq names its product activity-regulated cytoskeleton associated protein 2-like. The transcript has a single exon. The coding region runs from base 1 to 486 and encodes 161 amino acids. The record is from RefSeq and is a predicted model, not a curated record. Lineage: Eukaryota; Metazoa; Arthropoda; Insecta; Hymenoptera; Formicidae.